CUCCCUGCCUCCUCCUCCUCCUCCUCCUCUUCCUCGCGCUUCUUUCCCUCCCCCGGAGGGAGCGGGACUAUCUGGGCCGGGCAGCAGCGCGGUCCCUGGGCAGGAAUGUCCCUGCUUGCCCAGAUAAUGUUAUUUAUAUCGCCACCGGCUGGCAGGGCGGAGGCUCCCAGCGCCACCCGGGCCCUCGCGGGGCUCCCCUUCGCCCGCGCCCCGCUGCCCUAGACAGACAGGGCCUUUUUCAUGUUAGCAAAAGGAAGAACAGCAGCAAAACAUCCAGAACAUGACAUCAGCAACCGAUUUUGAUCAUUUGGAGAUUCAGCAGCAGUACAGCCGGAUCAAUGCUCGCUGGGAUGCCUCUGACGAUGAGCUGGACAAUGACAACAGUUCUGCCAGGCUAUUUGAGAGAUCCCGGAUCAAAGCUCUGGCAGAUGAGCGGGAAGCCGUGCAGAAGAAAACCUUCACCAAAUGGGUGAACUCUCACCUGGCACGAGUAACCUGCCGUAUUUCUGAUCUUUACAUGGAUCUCCGAGAUGGACGGAUGCUAAUUAAACUGCUGGAGGUGCUUUCAGGAGAGCUGCUGCCCAAGCCCACCAAGGGGCGCAUGCGAAUCCACUGCCUGGAGAAUGUGGACAAGGCUCUGCAAUUCCUCAAGGAGCAGCGUGUACAUCUGGAGAACAUGGGAUCGCAUGACAUUGUUGAUGGCAACCACCGUUUGGUUCUGGGUCUCAUCUGGACUAUCAUCCUGCGUUUCCAAAUCCAAGACAUCAUUGUUCAGACUCAAGAGGGCCGGGAGACACGUUCUGCAAAGGAUGCGUUGCUACUCUGGUGUCAAAUGAAAACUGCAGGCUACCCUCAUGUUAAUGUCACCAAUUUCACCUCCAGCUGGAAGGAUGGCUUGGCUUUCAACGCCCUUAUUCAUAAGCACAGGCCUGAUCUUAUUGACUUUGAGAAAUUAAAGCACUCAAAUGCCAGGCACAACUUGGAACAUGCUUUCAGCGUGGCAGAGCGGCAACUUGGCAUCACCCAGCUUCUUGACCCAGAAGAUGUUUUCACAGAAAAUCCAGACGAGAAAUCCAUCAUUACUUAUGUAGUUGCUUUCUACCACUACUUUUCCAAAAUGAAGGUGCUUGCUGUGGAAGGAAAAAGAGUUGGGAAGGUAAUGGACCAUGCAAUAGAGACUGAGAAGAUGAUCGAUAAGUACAGUGGGUUGGCUUCAGACCUGCUGACAUGGAUAGAACAGACCAUUACCAUUCUCAAUAGCCGCAAGUUUGCUAAUUCUUUGGGAGGCGUGCAGCAGCAGCUCCAGUCCUUCAGUACAUACCGCACAGUGGAAAAACCACCCAAGUUUCAGGAGAAAGGGAACCUGGAAGUUCUGUUAUUCACCAUUCAGUCAAGAAUGCGAGCCAACAAUCAAAAAGUGUAUACACCUAAUGAAGGAAAACUAGUAUCUGACAUCAACAGGGCCUGGGAGAAACUGGAGAAGGCAGAGCAUGAGCGGGAGCUGGCACUGAGAAACGAACUUAUUAGGCAAGAAAAACUGGAGCAGCUUGCCCGACGUUUUGACCGCAAGGCAGCAAUGCGUGAGACAUGGCUGAGUGAAAACCAGCGCCUUGUUGCACAGGACAACUUUGGAAAUGACUUGCCAGCUGUGGAGGCAGCAAAGAAGAAACAUGAAGCUAUUGAAACUGACACAGCUGCCUAUAAGGAACGAGUCCAGGCCAUAGAAGACGUGGCCAAGGAGCUGGAGAUGGAGAAUUACCAUGACAUCAAGCGUAUAAAUGCUCGCAAAGACAACAUUUUGAGACUCUGGGAGUUCCUGCAAGAGCUACUUCAGGCGCGGCGUCGGAGGCUAGAGAUGAAUCUAACACUGCAGCAGCUCUUCCAAGACAUGUUGCACAGUAUUGACUGGAUAGAUGAGAUGAAAGUAAAACUCUUGUCUCCUGACUCUGGAAAGCACCUGUUGGAAGUGGAAGAUCUACUUCAGAAGCAUAAAUUGAUGGAGGCUGACAUGGCCAUCCAGGCUGAGAAGGUCCGUGGCGUUAGUGCAGCUGCACUUAAAUUUGCCAAUGGAGAUGGUUACCGACCUUGUGACCCAAAGAUGAUACGAGAUAGAGUAAACCACCUGGAAAUGUGCCACCGUGAGCUGAUGGCUUUGGCUGCUGAGAGGAAAGCUCGCCUGGAGCAGUCCAAGCGUCUUUGGAAGUUCUUUUGGGAACUAGAUGAAGCUGAAAGCUGGAUCAAAGAGAAAGAGCAUAUCUAUUCCUCCUUAGAUUAUGGGAAAGAUCUGACCAGCAUUCUUAUCCUGCAGAGGAAGCACAAGGCUUUUGAGGAUGAACUACGCGGCCUGGGAACCCACCUGCAGCAAACCAUCAAAGAGGGAGAAACCAUGAUUGCUCAGAGGCAUUUUGGGGCAUCCCAAAUCCGUACUAGAAUUGAGGAGGUCAAAGCUCUCUGGGCCCAGCUUCAGGAGCUGGCAGCUUUCCGGAAAAAAAACUUGCAGGAUGCUGAAAGCUUCUUCCAAUUCCAGGUAGAUGCAGAUGACCUGAUGGCCUGGUUACAGGAUGCUCAUCGCCUGGUGUCCAGUGAUGAUGUUGGACAUGAUGAAUAUUCCACUCUAGCCCUAGUUAAAAAACACAGAGACCUUUUAGAUGAGGUAGCAGAUAACAAGAGAGUCAUGGACAAUCUGAAUAGACAGGCCCAGAACUUCCCCACUGAGUUCCGGGACGUCCCAGGAUUUGAGAACCGAUUGAAGGCCAUUCAGACAGCAUAUAAUGAGGUUGUAUCUCUAGCAGAUCUGCGCAGACAGAAGCUACAGGAUGCUCUGGAUCUCUAUACAGUUUUCAGUGAGACUGAUGCAUGUGAACUUUGGAUGGGUGAGAAGGAGAAGUGGCUGGAGCAAAUGGAAAUUCCUGACACCUUGGAGGAUCUGGAUGUGGUACAGCACAGGUUUGAUAUUUUGGAGCAAGAAAUGAACAAUCUAGCAUCUCAGAUUGAUGGGGUCAAUCGAGCAGCCAUUGGUCUGAUAGAGAGUGGACAUCCUCGCAGUGGGAAAGUGAGGCAGUGCCAAGAACAUCUGAAUGCAAGAUGGAGAGUUUUCCAGGAGAUGGUUGCUCAGAGGCGGAAAGCUGUGGACUUUGCCCUUAGCCUCCACAAUUACUGUGUGGAUUGUGAAGAAACAAGGAAAUGGAUCCUAGAAAAAACCAAAGUCAUUGAAUCCACCCAGGACCUUGGUAAAAAUUUGGCAGGCAUGAUUGCUAUGCAGAGGAAGUUGUAUGGCAUUGAACGUGACCUAGCAGCCAUUCAGGCCCGCCUUGCAACUCUACAGAAAGAAGCACAUCGACUUGCUGAAGAACAGCCCGACUUAGCUGAUGAUGUCUACAGUCGAUUGACAGCUGUCACUGGAGUCUGGCUGGACCUUCAGAACACGCUGCAGAGUCAAGAGGCCUCCCUUGGAGAGGCCAGCAAGUUGCACAAGUUUUUGCAGGACUUAGAUGACUUCCAGGCAUGGCUGUUUAAGGCACAAAAAGCUGUUGCUUCAGAAGAGGUGCCCAAUUCCUUGGUAGAAGCCGAACACCUCCUGCAUCAGCACACUGCUGUUAAAGAAGAGAUUGAUCAACAUAGGGAUGAUUAUUGCAGUGUCAAAGAUAUAGGAACCAGAGUGACUCAAGGGCAAACAGAUGUGGAAUAUCAGCAACUGGAGCAACGGCUCCAGGGGAUGGAUACAGGCUGGAAUGCCUUGUGUAAAAUGUGGGAUAGCAGGGAGAAAUUCCUCAACCAGUGCCUUGGUUUCCAGGAAUUUCUUAAAGACGCAAAGCAAGCAGAAAUUGUCCUUACUAACCAGGAAUAUACUCUGGCUCACAUCGAGCCCCCGGACACCUUGGAAGCAUCCGAAGCUUCUAUCCGAAAAUAUGAAGAUUUUCUUGCUACAAUGGAAGCUAAUGAAGAAAAAAUUACUGGGUUGGUCAACAGUGGGAACAAGCUUGUGUUGGAAGGAAAUAUUUACUCUGAUAAAAUUAAAGAAAAAGUUCAUCUGAUACAAGAGAGAUACAAAACAAAUGUCACAAAAUCUCAGGAGGUGUUUGUUUUGCUGAAGGACAAUCAUGACCUGCGAAAUUUCUUGAGGAAUUGUCAGGAGCUUACUGUGUGGAUUGAAGAAAAGAUGCUAACUGCACAAGACAUAUCCUAUGAUGAAGCUCGGAAUUUGCACAGCAAAUGGCUGAAGCACCAAGCUUUUAUGGCAGAACUUGCCUCUAACCAAGCAUGGCUAGAUAAAGUAGAUGAGGAAGGGCAGCAGCUGGCAGAGCAGAAGCCCCAGUAUGAAGCUAUUGUUGGCCGAAGGCUAGCAGACCUACACGAACUGUGGGAUAAGCUGCAGGCCACAACAGAGGAGAAGGCCCAGCACCUGUUUGAUGCCAACCGCUCUGACCUUUACGCGCAGAGCUAUGCUGACCUUGGUGCAUGGAUCAGUGAGAUGGAGCAGCAGCUGAAAUCUGAUGCCCAGGGUAAAGAUCUCACUAGUGUCAACAUCCUGUUGAAGAACCUGAAACGACUGGAGGAACAAGUAAGUGUGAGAAAGAAAGAAAUGGAGGAUUUGUUAAGCCAGGCACCACCCACUAGAGGAGACUUGCAUGAAGUGGAUGGCAAGCAUGAGAUCAUUGAGAAGAGGUUCCAGGGUCUUCUGGAGCCACUGAGUAAGAAGAAGAAGGAACUGGAGGCAACUAAGGCUGGAUAUCAAUUGGAUCGGGAUCUGGCGGAUGAACUGCUCUGGGUACAAGAACGUCUCCCACUUGCUCAAUCCACCGACCAUGGCACAAACCUUCUGUCUGUACAGCUGCUCACAAAGAAAACGCAGACAUUACAGAAAGAAAUUGCUGGUCAUGCUCCACGCAUUGAGGAAGUCCUUCUUAGAGGGGAAGGCAUGCUGGCUGGAGCAGAUAGGGAUGAGGACUUCAAGGACACCGAAGAGCGCCUUAGGCAGCUGAAGGAGUCUUGGAGUAUUUUACAAGAGGAAACUCUACAGAGAUUGCACCGUAUGGAAGAAGCAAGUGAGGCUCAGAGAUAUUAUUUAGACGCUGGGGAAGCAGAAGCCUGGAUAAGUGAGCAGGAGCUAUACAUGGUGACCGAUGAAAAGCCAAAGGAUGAAGAGAGUGGUAUUGUGAUGCUGAAACGACAUCUCCGCCAGCAACGAUCCAUAGAUGACUAUGGGAAAAGCAUCAAGCAGCUGGCUGCCAGGGCUCAGAAACUGCUGUCUGCUGGCCACCCAGAAGGGGAGGAGAUCAUCCGGCUGCAGGGGCAAGUAGACAAACAGUAUGCAGGCUUGAAGGAUCUGGCUGAGGAACGCAGACGUAAGCUGGAGCACAUGUGCCAUCUAUUCAAGCUGAAACGAGAAGUUGAUGAUCUGGAGCAGUGGAUUGCAGAGAGAGAUGUAGUGGCCUCAUCCCCAGAAAUGGGGCAAGAUCUCGACCAUGUCACUGUGCUGCGAGAGAAGUUCCGUGACUUUGCUCGGGAAACAGGAAGCAUCGGGCAGGAGCGGGUGGACAGUGUCAAUCUCAUCAUUGAACAGCUGAUUGACGUUGGCCACCCGGAGGCUGCCACGAUUGCAGAAUGGAAAGACAGUCUGAAUGAGAGCUGGGCAGACCUGUUGGAACUGAUUGAUACCAGGAUGCAGUUGCUGGCUGCCUCCUUUGACUUGCACAAGUUCUUCUACGAUGGUGGUGAGAUCCUGGUUCUUAUUGAGGAGAAGCACAAGGAGUUACCUGAGGAAUUAGGCCGAGAUGUCAGCACAGCUGAAUCUUUCCACAGGAUGCACACAGCUUUUGAGCGAGAUAUCCAUUUAUUGGGAACGCAGGUCCAGCAUUUCCAGGAGGUAGCAGCACGCCUGCAGGCAGCCUAUGCAGGAGAGCAGGCAGUCGUUAUCCAGAAGCAGGAGCAUGAGGUGGUGAAGGCCUGGAAGGCGUUGCUUCAUGCCUGUGAGGGACGGCGGGGCCAGCUGGUUGAUACCGCAGAAAAGUUCCGCUUCUUCAGCAUGGUCCGUGACCUCAUAUCUUGGAUGGAGAGUGUCAUCCGUCAGAUUGAAACACAAGAGAAACCAAGGGAUGUUUCAUCUGUGGAACUACUAAUGAAAUACCACCAGAGCAUAAAGUCUGAGAUAGACACUAGGGAUAAAAGUUUCAUCACCUGCAUUGAUCUUGGCAAAGCACUGCUGCAUCGCAAACACCAUGCUGCAUCCGAGAUAAAAGAGAAGCUGAUGCAACUGACAGAGAAGAGGAGAGAGAUGUUGGAGAAAUGGGACAGGCGUUGGGACUGGCUUCGCUUGUUGCUAGAGGUAUGUCAGUUUUCCCGGGAUGCCUCAGUGGCCGAGGCCUGGCUCAUUGCCCAGGAGCCCUAUCUGUCCAGCGGUGAUUAUGGGCAAACUGUGGAUGGUGUGGAGAAACUGCUGAAAAGACAUGAAGCAUUUGAGAAAUCUACCGCUACAUGGGAGGAACGUUUUUCUGCACUGGAGCGCCUAACCACACUUGAAUUACUAGGGAAGAGAAAGAUUCCAGAAGAGUCUUCGCAGCACAAAGUACCUAGGACCACAGACCUGGAGUUUGACUUUGAACUAGAGCCAGAAUAUGAGACGGGGCCUAAAGAAGAGGGUGAGAAGCCAGAACUCAGCUUGAAAGAUGCCCUUUCCCAUGCUGCAGAAGACUCUUCAUUGCAGGUACAGGAAAAUGAGAAACCAAGUCAGGAAAUGGUUCCAGAACAGCUUCCUGAAGAAAAUAUACCUGAGACAGAGAUCACGGUGGAUAGUGAAGAAAUCUCCACAAAGGAAUCCCUGUUCAAAGUGGCCCAGACUCCUGUGAGCGAAAUAGAUGAGACAGCAACCCUUCCUGCACAGCUGGAUAGAUCUCACAGCGUUCAGCUUGAGGGUUACCUGGCACGGAAGCAUGACCUAGAAGCACCCAACAAGAGGGCUUCCAACAGGUCCUGGAAUACAUUAUACUGUGUGCUCAGGAACAGUGAGCUGACCUUCUUUAAGGAUGCCAAGAGCCUGGCCCUAGGUGUGCCUUACCACGGAGAGGAGCCUUUUCGGCUGAAGAAUGCCUUGUGUGAAGUUGCUGCAGAUUACAAGAAGAAAAAACAUGUCUUCAAGCUGAGACUCAGCAAUGGGAGUGAAUGGCUCUUCCAUGGAAAAGAUGAGGACGAGAUGCACACCUGGCUUCAGGGCUUCAGCACAGCAAUAAUUGAAUCCCAAAGCAUUAAAACCAAGGCCCAAAGCCUGCCUCUGCCUUCCAUCACUACCAUGGACGUCAACCUGACCAAGAAGGAAAAAGAGAAGAGAUUCAGCUUCUUUCCCAAAAAGAAAUAACCCAACAGGUGGCUUGCUGCAGUCAGAUGCCUCUGCUGUAUUGUGCAUAACAAAAACUGCAUGUGUGAGUGUCCUUGGACACUCCUGGUGCCACUCCACACUGUUCUCAUCCCCCCCUCCCCCAAACACAGCCUUGCUUCUUACUCCCCACCACAACCCCAUAAUCUCCUCCUAGGGCAUCAGGCCAUCAAUUCAAUUAGGAAAGCAAUGCCCCGGCCCCAAGACAACCGGUGCUCCCCAAAGAACAAUGAGAUGUGUAUCUUUGGGUGACUCCCUACCAAGACAGUGUGUGAUGCUUUGCAAACACUUUUCCAGGAGAGGACUGCUUCAGGCAAACGAUACUAUGUGGAUUUCAGGGACUUUGUGUGGAUAAAAAGAAUGGAACAAGGACCUAGGUAGCCCAAAAGGCACUUUAUAAAAACUGUGGAAAUUCGUUGUGUGGUUUUGGAGCAGUUUUCAUUCCUACAGAGCUGGAAAAUGCUCUGGCUCCAGAGCUUUACCAAAAGCCAUAGCUCUUGUAGGCUUGCCCAUGUUUUGUUGGAACAGAACUCUUCCAUGUAACUUCACAAUCACCUCUCUCUCCAAGGCAUAAACGAAGGGUCUGCCCCCCCCCCCCACACACACACAAGAA
Molecule: messenger RNA, 7982 nt
Organism: Anolis sagrei ordinatus
Lineage: Eukaryota; Metazoa; Chordata; Lepidosauria; Squamata; Anolidae
Gene: SPTB
Product: spectrin beta, erythrocytic
Biological process (GO): actin cytoskeleton organization; regulation of DNA-templated transcription
Cellular component (GO): cortical actin cytoskeleton; spectrin; cell projection
Molecular function (GO): DNA-binding transcription factor activity; actin filament binding; structural constituent of cytoskeleton
Source: RefSeq, a predicted model, not a curated record